Oreochromis aureus is the source of this 10230-nucleotide messenger RNA. Its product is annotated as neuropilin-2-like. Gene Ontology annotation, biological process: angiogenesis; vascular endothelial growth factor signaling pathway; axon guidance. NCBI's taxonomy places the organism in Eukaryota, Metazoa, Chordata, Actinopteri, Cichliformes, Cichlidae. Bases 756 to 3557 code for a protein of 933 amino acids. The record is from RefSeq and is a predicted model, not a curated record. Gene Ontology annotation, molecular function: vascular endothelial growth factor receptor activity; semaphorin receptor activity. The transcript is spliced from 17 exons. Gene Ontology annotation, cellular component: membrane.
GCUGCCACAAACCCGGCGGAGAGCGGAGGGGAAGGGGCGCGUGCUACCGGGAGAGAGAGAGAGGGAACAGGGCAGAGCGUCUGAGUGAAGACAAGCACAGUUGUGGGAAGACAGCGGAGAGGCACCACGUUUCUUUCUGCCUACCAGCUUUACGCACGCAGAUCGAGCUGCUCGGAGAUCCUGCGUUGUCUUUUGCGCAUGAACGGACCAUUACCGGGAAACUAGAUGGGAACACAUUUAAUUUCCUUACCAAGAAAAUGCGCCUUUGCAUAAAACAUUUGGAAAUAUUUUGAAUCCAAGGAGGAAAGACGCGAGUUACUUUUCCCCGUUUCCGUCGCAGUUAGCGCUCUCUGAUGAUCUUUUUGGUUUCUAGUUAAUUUGAAAUGCACAAUUUUCUUUAUUUACUCUGCUGAUCUGUUUCCCUGCGCUGCCGACUGUGCGCACAGCAAUGGAUUUUAAACUGUGUUUAGAGUUCAAAUUGCGUUUCUAGACAAGUUGCUCUGGUUGAGGAGAAGUGGCGGCACGCACUCACACUGCCCGCAUGAACUGUUUAUUUUCUCCGGCGUGAUAUUCUUAGAUAGUCGGGUAAACGCUGUCCCGGCUUUUGGAUUUUGGACACAACCGUGUUGCACGUUAGAAAAACAGAUAACUGUGGAAACGGACAGGAAAGUGCGACCUGGGCUGGAGCCGUGUGUCAGAUAAAGCAAAUAAAACCACACAGGAAGAGAAGACGUGUUUUAUUCUGAGGGGGAAGGAUGGAUUUAUUCGUUUGGCUCUGUGGAUGUAUUUUGGCUCUUCUGUUACCGUCAGCGGUAAAAGCCGGGGAAGGAGCAUCUGAACCAUGCGGCGGCUAUUUGGAUGCAAGCGAUGCGGGCUACAUCACCACCCCCGGCUACCCUCUGGAGUAUCCACCUCACCAGAACUGCCGCUGGGUCAUCACGGCCCCUGAGCCUUCGCAGCGCAUCGUCCUGAACUUUAACCCGCACUUUGAAAUAGAGAAACUGGACUGCAGGUAUGACUAUGUAGAGAUCCAUGACGGGAACUCAGAGUCAGCUGACCUACUGGGGAAGCACUGCAGCAACAUUGCCCCCCCACCGAUCAUUUCGUCGGGGCCUGCGCUCCACAUCAAGUUUGUGUCAGACUACGCCCACCAGGGGGCGGGGUUCUCGCUCCGCUAUGAAAUCUUCAAAACUGGUUCAGACUGUUCCCGUAACUUUAGCAGUCCCUCGGGUCUCAUCGAGUCCCCGGGAUUUCCCGACAAAUACCCCCACAACCUCGAGUGCGCCUUCAUCAUCAUUGUCCCGCCCAGAAUGGAUGUCACCCUCACCUUCCUCACCUUUGACCUGGAGAACGAUCCUCUGCCAGGUGGAGAUGGAGACUGCAAGUACGACUGGCUGGAAGUUUGGGACGGGCUCCCGGGAGUGGGCCCUCUGAUCGGUCGAUACUGUGGGACCAGGGUGCCUCCCGAGAUCCAGUCAUCCACUGGGAUCCUCUCUCUGUCCUUCCACACGGACAUGGCCGUGGCUAAAGAUGGCUUCUCGGCUCGCUAUAACAUGACGCACAAGGAAGUCAGCGAGACCUUCCACUGCAGUAAUGCGUUUGGCAUGGAGUCAGGAAAGAUCACCGACGACCAGAUCACGGCAUCGUCGACCUUCGCCGACGAACGCUGGCUGCCGCGACAGGCCCGACUCAAUUACAACGAUAACGCGUGGACGCCCUCGGACGACAGCAACAAGGAGUACAUACAGGUGGACCUCCAUACUCUGAAGGUGCUUACCGGCAUUGCCACACAGGGCGCCAUUUCAAAGGAAACGCAGAAGAAUUACUUUGUUACCUCCUUCAAGCUAGAGGUCAGCACAAACGGAGAAGACUGGAUGAUCUACAGACACGGCAAAAACCAUAAGGUUUUCCAUGCCAACGCUGACGCCACAGAGGUGGUCCUCAAUCGAAUCCCACAGCCGGUCCUGGCCCGCUUCGUGCGGAUUAAACCUCAGACAUGGAAGAACGGCAUUGCGCUGCGGUUCGAGCUCUACGGCUGUCAGAUCACGGAUGCCCCCUGCUCAGAGCUGCAGGGCAUGUUGUCUGGUUUGCUUCCUGACUCGCAAAUCACUGCGUCCUCCAUGAGGGACAUCCACGGCUCCAUGGGGGCCGCCAGGCUGGUGGCCAGUCGAUCAGGCUGGUUUCCCAACCCAACACAACCCAUAGUUGGAGAAGAGUGGCUGCAGGUGGACCUCGGUGUGCCCAAGAUGGUGCGUGGCAUUAUUACCCAAGGUGCACGAGGCCUGGAGGGCAGUGCGGAGAACAGAGCAUUUGUCAGGAAGUACAAACUGGCUCACAGCUCGAAUGGCAAAGACUGGACCUACAUCACUGACAGCAAGACUGGGUUUGCUAAGAUUUUUGAGGGCAACAGCCACUACGAUACUCCAGAGGUGCGGAGGUUUGACGAGAUAGUGACUCAGCACAUCCGAGUUUUUCCAGAGAGAUGGUCGCCCGCCGGGAUCGGCAUGAGGAUGGAGGUUCUCGGCUGUGACCUGCCUGAAACCACCACUGUACCUGACAUUGUGACCCCCACCACACCCAGAGUGGAACAGACGACCUCUGUGAUGAGAUCUGCCACCACUCCGUCCCUGUCGGCCGUGUGUGGCUUUGAGCAGAGCCUGUGCGGGUGGUCGGCUGAUCCCCAGUCAGGUGUGAGCUGGACCCUGCACACAGCCAGCAGCAGCUCCACUGGGCAUGGCGCUCAUGGAACAAGGCAGGACCUGGCACUGGGAUCAGAAAAUUUUUCAGGGAACUACCUUCACCUCGAUGCCGGAAGCCACACCCUGCGCAAGAAAGCCCGGCUGCUGAGCCCCGAAGUGGGGCCAGAGCAAGGCCCGCUCUGCCUCCAGUUCUACUACCAGCUCCAGGGAGAGGCACAGGGCAGCCUGAGGGUCCUGCUGAGGGACAGCGACCAGGGAGAGACCCUGUUAUGGGCAUUAAAAGGUGACCAGGGCAGUCACUGGAAAGAGGGGCGCACCAUCCUGCCUCGAAGCCCCAGAGAAUAUCAGGUGGUGUUUGAGGGGUUUUUUGAACACCCGACAAGAGGACACAUCAGAAUAGACAACAUCCACAUGAGCAGCAGCGCUGACCUGGAGCAGUGUGCACAGCCUUUGCAUGCUUUACUUCCUGGCCUGAAAAGGGGUGCCAUAUCUGGAAUGGAGCCCACAGUAGACACAGUGGUGGUGCAGCCAGUCCCUGCCUUCUGGUACUAUGUGUUGGCGGGAGGCGGUGCUCUCUUGGUGCUGGUCAGUAUAACCGUGCUGGUGAUACUGUGCUGCCACCGGUACCACUGGGCGACCAAGAAGACCAGCAGUAGUCAUCAUCAUUCGGUGACGUACCGCAACAACCAACUGCCAUAUCAGCAAGGUCGCCAAAACUGGUACCAGAGCCAAAACCCAGGCUGUAAUCUGAUCCAUAGCCCUAACCAAAACAACCUGAACCCGAACACCGGGCCGAGUCUGGAACCCAUGCUCACCAUAUCACUGGAGAAAGAUGACAGCUACGACUCCCAGUGUUGAAAAGGCCCAUCUGAAUUAAUAGUAUGUUUUUCAAAUGAAGCGAUCAAGGGGUGCGAAAAGAAGCCGUAUUCAGCAUAAUCACCACUCUUCACUGAUGAGGAUCUGCACAGAGGCACUCCAGUGCACGUUGCUGAUGACUGAUCUAAUUAACUGAUCGGCGUACACUAAACUGGUAGAAAGAAGUCCUGACAUUAAACUGUACCCCUGAAGAGCAGAUGACAGAGCUUCGGUUGUAUUUCUGAUGGCUGAAGAGGGCCUGAUAACGACACUGUAGGGCGGUUUUUUUUUAUGUCGAGCGUAUACUGGCUUCUACACCUGAACCCUGAAAGCGAGCUGGAUUAUGACCACAGUAAAUCACAGUAAAGGUAGUAUGAAUAACAGCCCUUGGACAACACACUGCAUUUACAUGCAGCGUACAAUGUCAGGGUUGUAACAGCAUAUCCCCCACCUUCAAUAAAUGUCAGAGCAGGAUCUGUCUGUCUGCCCCACUCUGAUCUGCAGCUUGGACAUUGCCUGUCUCCAGAUACCCGUCAGACAGAGGAAGGAUUUACACACAGGUAGAAAAGACACGCUGUGUUUGUGUGCAGCAUUAAGAGUGAUGGCUGCUUCUCCGGGACUGAAUGAAGCCCAAUUUUAUUUGCCCACGUGUGUUUGCAAGACUGAGAUAGUGACAGAGACAGAUUAAUAACAAAAAAACAGGAAGAAAGGAAGAAUUAGUGUUGCCCGUCCAGCUGUGACAGAUAGACAGCUGCACAUCCACCCUGCAGCUCUGAGACGGCUUACGUCGCAUCACAUCAGCUGAAACACGCGCACCAAUAUAUGCACGGACACUUCUGAGAUUUUCAAGUCUCACAUGUUACUUUGAGUGUGUUUUUCAUUACAUUCUGGAUAUGCCUUUUUAAAAAAUGUGCUUUAAACCUAUAACCUCCGAUAUGAGGUAGUGCCUCGGUGUCCAGUAAGAGUCUGAAUGGAUGCAGUUUUACUCUACAGUUUGUUGCCUGGAUCUCAUGGAUACUCUGAUGCCUGUCUGUAAAUGUUCAAACUAAACACCCGUGUAUGUCUUGCACACAUUAGGUUGGGUGAAUGAAACAAAAAGAAAAGAAGUACUAUCGUGCAUCAUUUGAAUGUGGAAUAUUGUUUUUCUUAAAUCUCUGCAAAUACAACAAUCUUAAAGUCUUUAUUUUCUGCACAUAAUUACCAAUGCUUUUUUUGUUUCUAACACAUCGAACACUGGUAUCCAGUCCAAUAAAUGAGACCAAACGUGCUUUGAUAAAGAGCAUUUUACAAACUGAAGCCUUUUGGAAAAUCAUUUAUCUGCUUAAAGACUGCAGACUGAUUCUAGUGCAGCAACACUGUAACUUUUUAUUUGUGUGUUUUCUGUUAGGGGUGUAACGAUUCUCCAGAUCCACGGUACAGUUCAUGUUUCUUUUGAAUUAACGAGAAAAAGCAGGAAACAUGUUUUUGACACGAUUACCUACCUUCACAGGACAUCACUGGACGGGAGGAUUAGGGCCACUGAAGAAAAUAUUUUUGGGUCGUCACUUUUUCAUCUUCAGUGGGCCUAAUCCUCUCCUGUAGGUAACAGCUGUCCCCACACUAACCUGCUUUUAACCAGGUAUUAUCAGCUCCACAUGACUAGCUAUCAUAAGCACUACAAAAUCAUGUCUAUUUAGCACAUCGUUACAGGAUGCAAGUUACCAAAACUAUCUGUCAGCUGCUAAUAUUCAUCCCAUAUUUGCAAACGCAUGCUGUUUAUACUAACACAAAAAUGCUCCAGUAAACAGACGCUCAUGUAAACUGUGGAUUUUAUAGCAAAGCUUGGCUAAUGUGCCAGACGUGACCCUGCAGUUAGCAGGAGAUCCCUGUGUCUGUCUGCCAUGGCUGUCACGUAAUCCUCCGGGUCCAUCUGUAUUUACAGUCUUGCACUGAGUUGAUGCACUUAACUUUUACAUGAUCUCAAUAUCGUAUCAAUAACAAGAUGAGAGCGCGGCAUCGCUGAGGUCUAACGAACGAGGCCGUGGAUCUAUCGCAAUUCUGAACUGUUACACCCCUAAUCGGCAUCUGUCACUGCAGUGAUGGUCUGUGUAGUGGAUAUAAAAAGUCGACACACCUGUUAAAAUUUCAGGUUUUAUUGAGACCGAGAUAAUUAAUUUCCAACAUUUUCCAUCUUUAAUGUGACCAACAGUUUAUCCUGUACAGUUCACAUGAAAAACAAACUAAAAUCCUUAAAAGGAGGGAAAUCUCACAUUUAAAGUAAGCUGGUUGCAUCCCACAGCAUUUAGUCUUUUGGGGGUAGCAUUCUGUCAGCAUGGCACAUCGUAAAUUAACAUUAUUGACCCUCUCCAAAUCUGUCAGGUUGUGAGGGUAUCGCCUGUGCACAGCCCUCCUCAGGUCACCCCACAGGUUUCCUUUGGGUUCAACUCUUCUGGUGACGAUAUUUUUGAUGACUUGGUGAAAUUCAUAUCGAUCUAGAACGUUCUAGCAGAUGCCUGAAGGUUUCGCACCAAUGUUGAUUGGUAUUUUAGACUGUUCUUUAUUUCCUGCACCUUGACUACCAUUUAUUUAAGUUCCCCAGUGCCAGCUGAAGAAAAACAGCUCCAAACCAUGAUGCUGCCACCACCGUGCUUCACACUGGGUCUGUUUUGGUGAUGGGCAGUUUUUGGACUGUGGCCACAGAGUUCAGACCGUAGAACAUUUUCCCACAUGCUUAUGGAAGAAGUGAAGGAUGCAGAGGUUGUAUGCAACCAUAACCCCUGUUACAAAAGGACGUGCAACCACAUUAUUUCAUUAUUUAUUUAUUUAUUUAUUCCCUCCGAAACAUUUUCAGUUUGUUUUUAAAUUGAAAGCUCUCACCCCCAAACGGUCACGACAGAUGGCCCCGCCCAUCCCCGAGCCUGGUGCUGCUGGUGGUUUCUUCCUGUGUAAAGGGAGUUUUUCCUUCCCACUGUCACCAGGUGCUUGGUUAUAGGGGAUGUCUGAUUGUUGGGGUUUUCUCUGUAUUAUUGUAGGUCUUUAUUUUUGACUAUAAAGACCUUGAUGUGACUAUUGUUUGAAUAUAAACAACAUUGAAAUGAAUUGAAUGUUUUAUCUUGGUCUUACUUGGCAUUUUAACAGGACUGCUUUUAUAAGUUUGAUUGAAUAUUUAAUCAGCAAGUGUAACAUGAUGCAUUUCUGAUUAGCGGUUUCAUGUUUUUGCAGUGUAGAGAACAUUAGCACUUUUCUUCUUAAUUUACUUACAUUUACUGUGAAUCUUUUCAUAAGUUGAGUAAUGUUUUUUCUAUCCUUUCUGUGUUGCUGGUGUACACUAGUCACACAAUGGUUGUUUUUAUACUUGCUGACUAAAAAUUAUAUUGAUUCUGCACACUGAGAUGAAAAAAACUAUUCGGUGUCAUUUAGUGUUUUGAAAGCUUUGAAAGCUGUUUUAAAGCUUCUAGUUUGAAUAAGAUAGGAGCGCAUAAUAAAGCAAAUCUAAAGUAUUAACAUGUUUUAUGAAGAAUGUUCACAUGAUGUCAGAAAAAAUCUAUCUAGAUUGUGAAGUUGACGAUGUAUCAGAGUGGACUUCACAGCAUCUCUACCCCCCUACAUCAUUUUGUUCAUGCCCAAAUCCCUGAGCCUUUUUAUCAAAACCCACUUGUUCCUGUUCUACUCCUUCCCUUCAUUGCAAAUCCUCCCAGUGAAAAACACAGGAGAGAAAAUGAGAAGCAGAAAUGGAGGGGAGCAAAAUCUCUCAGAGGAGAAGGGCCCAUUAAGCGAGCCCCCUUUUCUCCAAAGAAUGUGCCCAGAGAUGGAGGGAGAUGAAAGAAGUAAAAGAAAAAAUGCUCUCUAUACUUUCUAAAGAUAGAUCUUUCUUUUACUCUAAGAGGGAGGCUAACAGGGAGGCAGGUUGGGGUUUGGAUUGAAGGAGAGAGAGAAUAGACGGAGGAGGGCAGGUUGUUUCAAACACAAAAGCAGAUGAAAGAAGUCUUUUGGCAGAAUAGACAGCGUGAUGAAGCCUCACAUAUGCACUGCACACACACACACACACACACACACACGCACAGACGAGCAAACGCCAUCUAACCACCGCAGACCUCUAUUAGCCAAGAACCCAGAUUUGCAGCAAGCUCUCAAAACACCGUUAUCUAAAUCAUUGUUUCAUGCAUUUUUUUCCACAUCGCAGAUAUUCCCCAUAUUGACUUAUUUCAUCAUGCUGCAUCUUAUAAAAUGCUGUUUUGUGCCUUAGUCAACAAGUAUUUUACUUAUUUUGUGCUUGCAUAUCCAUUUUCAGUGUGCCGAGCCCCUCUCCCUUCCAUAUCAAUCGACUCGCGUAUGAUUUACACAUUAUAUGACUCAUUCUAGCAGCCUUGUGCCAUAACCCAAUCAAUGUGGGGCUGGAUUCAAAUAGAGGAAUGAUAUACGGGUGUAUUUAUGUUGUGCUACCCGUGCACUUUUCCCUUGCGCUCUCUCUCUCACUCUCUAUCAAACUUUUUGCAAGUUUCUGGCGUCUUUUCAUGCGGCCCUUUUAAAUCAGCCUCCCUCCCUCCCUCUCCCUUCUCCAUCACAGACUACUUUGAAGCCUUUUAAUAUUUCUAAUUAGAUAAUGGAGCUGAUUGCAUUCAUAAAGCCCUGCGGUAAGCAUUUCUAGCCCUGAGGCCAUCUCUAUUUUUUCUCUCUUUCCUCCUCCUCCUGUGGAAAUAUUAUCGUACAAGCACUCUAAGAGGUCCUCGGGCCCCUCUGGAACAGCGAAUGGUGCCAAAGAGCCAUCCCUGUCUCUUCCUGAAUAAAAAAGAUCCUUUUUUAUUUUUCUCUUUACUAAUUGGAGAAGGGAGAUAAAAUGGGGCUACGGGGAGUUUUAAUCUCCUUUCAGAUCCAUGUGAUGAUUCUUCUCAGGAUCCUCGCCCGAGGGCUUUCAGCCAGGAUCAUUAGAAAGCGUUCAGCAGUCAUCCAAAGAGCGUCCAAACCUCUGGUUUUUAUCCUGAUUUUUUCUUCUUAUCUUUCUUUAAGUGAUUUAAUGUUUUGUCAAUGCUUGCAGUGAAAAAGGAGAAUUUAGAGCGUGGAGGGUCUGCAGUCAGGCAGCAGAUUUACAGACGUGUCGUCUUUUGCAUUUCAGUAGGAACCUUUAAAACAUAAUUACAGCACGGCUACCGGGUUCAUUAACUUCCGAAUAACUGCACUGUUUCUACAUCUAAUUACACGAGAGUAUUAAUUCAUUAAAGUCUGCUGCCGACGCUCUCUUUAAUCACUUUUUAGUUUUGCAACCUUUCAUGCUUUCAGCUUGAUUGUAAAUUUAGAUACAACCACACGUUGAGAUUUUAUCUUACUUUAGUGUAUAGCUUUGUUUUUUAUUUCUUAAUCAAUUAAAUGUUUCUUCUGUAAAUCUGUUGGAAGCAGAGAGGCUUGAUCAUUUUGAAACACGGCCUCAGAUGAAGCUGAAUUUAGUUCACUCGCUCCGCCUGAAUAAAAUCAGCCUUGAGGCUGUAAACUUCUUCAUCCCUGGUCUAAGCCACAUUGUUGUUAUAUUGCUUUUGUGCACUUUCUCUGCCUCUGUCAAGAUUUGAUGGUUGUCUUUCAAUGUCAUGCACUUUGAGGACAUUAAAUAUUGAUGUCAGUCAAAUAACUACAUUUAGAAACGCUCCACUGUUCACUUAAUUGAAUACACUCAAUUAGCAUAGGAUUUGUUUGUCAUUUUAAUAUUUGAAACGAAAUUAAAAUUUGGUUAAUUCCUUUAGUUUGUUCUCUAAUUGGGUUUGAAAAUCAAUUUUUAGAAAACCGUUUUCGUCCACGUCUUUCAUUUAAACUCAGUCCUACAAUAUUCAUGAGCGAAUAGUGCAGCAGGUGUCAUUUAAAGGAAUUCAUCUCUCUGUAAGCUUUGAAGAAAAUAUGCAAAGUUUGUAAAUGCAGUUUAUUGAAGGUGUAAUCGCAAGAUGCCAAAACUGUCUCACCGACGAACGACUUUAUCUAAUUGAGGAAAUGAAGCUCUGUGUCUUUUUUUCAUAUGUUCUAAAUUAGUUUUUCACCUUUUAUCUUCUGAAUAUCUAUUACAGUUUCACUUCAUAAUGUGUUUUUGAUUCCUCUGCCCCGGCAGUAAAUGAUUAUCAGCUGCUCACAUAUUGCUCCAUUUAUUUCUGGGGACUGUAAUGUCAAUUUCCUUGAAUAAAACUGAAGAAGAAUUGAGCCCUCUAAACCUCCAAAGCCUUGCACUCUGGCCUGCCUCAAACAUUUAAAGUGGUAUUUUAGCUUGUUGAAUUUCACGGUCUUGGAAUAAAAAGAAAAUAGAUUGUGGUGAAUGUGAAGGUAAUAAAGGUAAUAUUUUUCUAUGAAACUGUUUUGUGUGUCUUCGUUUUUUUAAAGUUCAGCCUCCACUCGCGUCUUUCCUCUUGACUUUCUUUUCAUUUCUAAGCAAAUAAAAAAAGAGCACUGAUGCUUAUCACAUAAUGGAAGUUGCUGGCUUUACGCAGGUAGUCUGGGAGAAGAGUUCAGUAAGACUGGAUGUUGUUUUUCGCUGAUAGACCGAGCGCGGAACAAAACAGUUUGGAGGAGCUUUCUUCCCUGAUCUCUUCAGAAAGUUUAAACUCUUUGAGCUGUUUGAUACCCAUCUACAAAUGCAGCGCAGACACGGAGCGACGUUAUCGCGGCGGGACUCUCGAGUAGCUCCAGACGGUUUAGAUUAAUACUGUUAUUCUUUCUGUCUCUU